GAUGUCUCUUCCGGCCUCUCGAUCGGCAAUCCCCACUCGAAGAAAGCCAAAGGCGAUGCUUUGGUAUCCUCUCCAAGUCUGACCAAACCCAGCGGCAAUAGAGGUGUCUCUUCCGGCGUCUCGAUCGGCUCACCUAAUUCGAAGAAUCCCAGUGGUAAGAACCGAAUCGUUUCGUUUGAUUUUUGCUAAAAGUGCUUCUAGCUAUUAUAUUAGAAAAUUAUUUUUUCUGAUGCCAUAUAGCCGACCAAAUCCUUUUGAUAACCCAAAAAAAAAAUUAUUCAGUUUGAGUUUGUGUUUUAGGACAGUGAGAUCAAACAAGUAAAUUUUUUUCUAAUAGUUUUUAUACGGUACAUACAAAAACAUAUACAAUUGUGUUAAUGGUAAGAACCGAAUCAUUUCGUUUGAUUUUUGCUAAAAGUGCUUCUAGCUAUUAUAUUAGAAAAUGAUUUUUUUCUGAUACCAUAUAGCCGACCAAAUCCUUUUGAUAACCCAAAAAAAAAAUUAUUCAGUUUGAGUUUGUGUUUUAGGACAGUGAGAUCAAACAAGUAAAUUUUUUUCUAAUAGUUUUUCUACGGUACAUACAAAAACAUAUACAAUUGUGUUACAGAGAUGAAACUAAUUAUAUGAUGAUGGCAACGCUCAUAUUUCUCUGUAGGUCCGAUCAUUCAGACCACGAAGACCAGUGUCUCUUCAGGCGUAAGAAGCAAAGCUGCUGUCUCCUCUGGCGUCAGGGGAAAAGCUAUUGUCUCCGCCAACGUUGGGAGAGUGAUGUCUUUCAAAGAUGUGAAAUUUGGACCUCAUUAAGGCGAGUUGAGGUUUCGGUUGAUCCACUUUUGGGAAGCUCGCAAUGUUCGGACGAAGUUGCUUAUCGGUCUCGAAAUGCUUCUCAUCGACCAAGAGGUAUAAGCCGUUUAUUCAAAGCUUAUGAUAAUAUUUUUUAAAAAAAGAUUUACUGACUAACUUUUCUAAUUCAACUCAAUCUCUUUAAUGUUGUUAACAGGAAACUAUUAUUCAGGGCUUCAUCCCAGCUGGGAGGAUGGACACUUAUUUGCCACACAUGAGAGCUGGUGGCAUUUACAGGCUCCAUAAUUUUUUCGGGUCUAAUAACAAGACAUUGUAUCGGGUAUCCGAGCCAAGUGUCACCAUCACCUUCUCAUCGACCUCUGUCCUCUCUGAUCUAGAGGACAGUUCGGUUUGUUUCCCUGAGGACCGUUUCCGAUUCUAUGGAUAUGAGGAGUUCAAUGCUGCCUGCGACUUGAAAGGGGAUCUUUAUGAUUAUGUUGGCCACAUCAAACUUGUGAAUGGGCAGGUCCUCAAUGACAGUCUCGUGGUAGAUGAAGCCGAGAUAGCUUCAACCCGACGAGUUCUGCUUCAUGUUCAAACACAUGAUGGUCCGGUGAUGAAGAUGUACCUCUGGGACAAGGCUGCUUCAGACUUUGGUGAAAGAUUCAAGGCGUCUGGAGGAACUGCGAGUGUUAUCUUAGUCACCACCUUAAACCCGAAACGAUAUGGAGGUUUGUAUCAUCAGCUUUUUCUUAUCAUUUUAAGAAGUUGCAUAGGAUGGUCAAGGAAUCUUAUCUGGUUAGGUUAGUUUUGAGCAGUAGACCUGCGUUAAUUGAAUUUAGAGCUUAUUAGCUAUGAGACAUUUGAAAAGUAUGUGAAUAAUUGAUAGUUGAUUAACCCCAAUAGGUUCUGCAAUAACAAAUGUUAGAUAUAUAUAUGCAUAACUCCACGAUUCGUUUUACACUAUAGUUUCCUAUGUAUUAUAACAUUGCAACCGUUGUAGGUGCCCUAUGUCUCUCUUCUAUGGCGUCGUCAAGGAUAUUUAUGGAAAGUGAUGUUCAAGCAACCCAAGAUUAUCUCAAUUGGUAAGCAUUCCUGUUUUAAAUAUCGUUUUUGUUAUUUCAGUAUCGCAAUUGAUGUUUGGAGGUUGUCCUCAGGUUGAACUCGAACUUGGAUGUUGCUAAGAGAGUUGAUGUAGACGUUGUCACUAAGACUGAUACAGUGACCAUAGGCGAGCUCUUUUCUUAUAUGAAGCAGGCAGAUGCUAAGGUCGUGCAUUAUCAAUGUAUAAAUAUUCAGUAGGAUAGUCUUAGUUUCUGAUUAAAAGUAUUGUGCAGGUUGCUUGGUUUGAGUGCAUAGCCACCAUUGGUGAUGUUGUACAUGGUUCGGGAUGGUAUUACAUAGGCUGUGGUGGGUGCCACACAAAGGCAACCAAAGGGCCUACCACCCUUAUGUGUAAAAAGUGUGGGAAGAGUGAUAUUGUUGGUGUUGCACAGUAAGUGAUUCAUUUUACCUAUACUCAUGCGUUCGAUGCAUUCACUAUUAAUCUUCUCAUAAUACAGGUACCUAGCCAAGAUAUCUGUGUACGACAAUAAUGACCAGGCGGUUUUUGUGCUCCUUGGUGACUCUGGUCAUGAGCUGUCUGGGAAGAAGGCUUCUGAGUUGGUUGAGAGUUAUUUUGAGGUAGUUACAAACCUGUCUGGCUUUGUUAUUUAACUGUAUACUCCCAAUAUAUUUAAAAAUGUAUAGUGACAAUUGUUUAAAUGUAUAUUAGGCCAACGAGGAUGAAGGAUCUGAUCACUUGGUUCCGGUCCCUCAAGCUCUGAUUGAUACCAUAGGCCAGACUCGCAAGUUCAUUAUGAAGGUAUCAACCCACAAUUUGACUGGCAAGACCCAAACUUUGACUGUGACAAAGGUGCUCACUCCAGAAGACCCAGAUAUUGGAGUCAAUUUAGAAGAAUCCGAUGGUGAGAGGGUGAAAAGGGCUGCUGAAAAGAUUGAGGGAGAAGAGCCUAAGAGAGCCAAAUGUGGCUAAGGUGUGAUUAGUGGUGGUUUUAUGGUUACUAAAAUUCUAUGCUUCAUUUCUUUUCAUUUUCAGACCUUGGUUUUGCAACAUUGAACUUAUCUUUCUUAAAAUAACGAUGGUUACACUCAUUUUAAUGUUUUUUCUUCAAGUUUGAUGUUUGGUUAUUUUACUUUUGUUAUAUCUGAUGCUUUUUCCAUCUUUGAUUGAGCCUUUAACUUUUAGUUUGCUUGCUUGAUUUUUUUCUUUCGAUACUCCCUUAAACAGAACAUGUUAUAACUGAGCCUGCACUUAAUCAUUUCUCUGAAAAUGAAGAAACUAAGAUUGUUAGUAGGCACAGAAAAUGGCUGUGUUUUACCAAUCAAACUUUAAAAUGAUUAAGAAAAAAAAGAAAGUGAUGCAGUCAAUGUGUUUAUUUUGCAGUAGAUACAUGCACAUUAUUUUUAAGUAUUUUGUAGUAGCUAUGAGAGCAGCCGUUUUUAUAUAAAAGCUUUUUUUUUUUAAUAUGAAAGCUUUUUUUUUUACGACUUAUAUGUAAGCUAUGUUAUAUUUGAAUAUAAAAGCUUUGUUAUAUUUUUGAACUUUAAACUAUGUUUUAUAUAAAGUUUUUUUAACUAUGUUUUAUAUAAAGUUAAAAAAUGUUUAAUUGAUUUUUUUGUCAACUGAUCUAGAAAAUAUAUAUUCAAAAAAAAAAGCUGAGAAUAAUACUUAAUAAAAAAUUAAUUAUUAAUACAAAUACAUAGUCAAAUGAACUAUAAUGAAUAUGUGAUGUUUGAAUGUUUCCACAUCAUUGAUGUUUGGAUGUUUGAAGGAUUGGGUUAUAUAUAUUACCUAUGCAUUCACAUAUAUUAAUUUUUUUUUUUUUUAAAUAUUGUGAUCUAAAACAUUACUGUUUUUGGCUUUACGCAAACGGGUUACGAGCAUUCAAAUCUUAUAUGUUUUUGGUUAAGUAAUAAUAGUUCAGGAAUAAUAAAGAUACACGAUCCAGUCAAACAUAACAAACGAUACUGCGUUAGUGCCUCAUAUAACUCAUACUCAGGAACCCCUAAUGGACUUUUUGGCUUUACGCACCAUUAGCAUAAUGAACAAACUCCUUAUCCAGUGACAUACCUGAGAUUAACCGGUCAACCGGUCUGAAAUCUAUUUAUUCAUCAGGCAACCAGUUCUCUGAUUACAUUCCUUCCAACCAUUUCUCAACAAUGGUUUCUCCGAAUAAAGCUUGGCACUCAAGCUUCUCUUCAUUUUGGAUAAAUCAGUACCCCUAUUACAAACAAAAACAUUGAAACUUAUCAUCGGGAGUAUACCAUCAACACACUCCUAUUACAAACAGAAAUAUUGAAACUUAUCAUCGAGGAGUACACCAUCAACCCACUUUUCCGCGCGUAGCGCGGAGAAAGGCUCUAGUGUUAUGUUAAAAAAAAAAAAACAGACUCCAUUAUUUGGUAUGAUAAACAAAGGAGUCACGAGUCAUAAAGUUGGUGUGUUUUCUGAUAUUUGAGAUAGGAGUAGUCACUGACUGUCCCUAGCUAGUUUACUGUCUAGCAAGAAAACAACAAGUUUUAAACUUUUUACGAUUUUUGUCCCAAGUUUCUCUUCUAUACCUGAUUGUGUAAUUUGAUGGUAAUUACUUGACCAACACGUUGUUAAAGACGCAAUUAAUGAUUUUUUGUCGUAAGAACAAAACAAAAGAUCUUCUUUACCUGGAACGACCUGUCCAGUGUCCAAGAGCCACCCCCCCCCCCCCCCCCCCCCCAGACAAAACGUGUUCUCUGAAUUUCAGUUCGAUGUUUUUGAAUUUUCUCACUUGGGAAUUAAAUCCACUUGCCAAGCUGUAUAGACGUGACUAAAUAUCCCCUUUGUUUCUAUAAAUAUACAUUGAAACAAAUAUAUUGUUGUAACGAAUAUUGACUGUGGACGUAUAUAUAAGAGACUUGUUGAAAAUAUUCCAAGAUUUGCAUGGUUGGCUAAUUGAUUAUUUCCAUUUUUACGAAGAUUCCUCCUAUAACUUUUUCCCCAACCUUCCUUUUCUUUAUAGUUGUCUUCCUUGACAUUCUUCAAGAUCUGUUCUUUCAUUCAUUUUUUUAUUGUUUGUCUUCUCUAUAAGUGUUCAUCACCCUUUACUCAGCAGCCAACUUUUCAGUGAAGUAGAGAGGGAGAGAGAUUAAUCCCAACUAAAAGAGGGUUUUCAAUAUCUGGAUUCUUGAGUUUAAUCCA
Brassica rapa (field mustard) is the source of this 5020-nucleotide messenger RNA. RefSeq lists its product as uncharacterized. The record is from RefSeq and is a predicted model, not a curated record. Lineage: Eukaryota; Viridiplantae; Streptophyta; Magnoliopsida; Brassicales; Brassicaceae.